Molecule: messenger RNA, 408 nt
Organism: Fusarium proliferatum ET1
Lineage: Eukaryota; Fungi; Ascomycota; Sordariomycetes; Hypocreales; Nectriaceae
Exons: 2
Coding region: 1-408 (135 amino acids)
Source: RefSeq, a predicted model, not a curated record
AUGUCAACUAAACCAUUUCUCAACUCCGUCACCAUGCAUGAACGCUUCAUGCCAUACGAGCUCGGACGCCAGUUGCAGCGCUUCCACGACGACCAUCCCGGGCUGCUUACCAUGCUCACCGACAAGGACUGGGAGUGGAUUCGCGACGUCACAGAAUCUAUCAGCGAUGUGCUGCCCCGUUGGCGUAGAUACAUGAGAAGUAAGCAUCCUUAUAAGGGAUUUAUCGCUGAACGCAGGCGCGCAAGAGUCAUGGAUAAGAAUGACCCGAGACUCAAAAGGAACACGAAUGAUAGGCCUGACCUUGAAGGACAAAAAAUUGGCCACGAGAAACCUACUGAGAUGAAUCAGGAUGUUGGAAGUAAGGUCGCAUUUGAUGUUGACUCUGAACAGGAGGGCGUGGAUCAGUAG